This is a messenger RNA of Bombus pascuorum, 2527 nucleotides long. It is a transcript of the gene Vps28, whose product is annotated as vacuolar protein sorting-associated protein 28 homolog. Gene Ontology annotation, molecular function: protein-containing complex binding. Bases 26 to 2245 code for a protein of 739 amino acids. The record is from RefSeq and is a predicted model, not a curated record. The transcript is spliced from 5 exons. Gene Ontology annotation, biological process: protein transport to vacuole involved in ubiquitin-dependent protein catabolic process via the multivesicular body sorting pathway. Lineage: Eukaryota; Metazoa; Arthropoda; Insecta; Hymenoptera; Apidae. Gene Ontology annotation, cellular component: ESCRT I complex.
UUCUAACAAAAACUGGAAUACGAAAAUGCAUAAGGACGGUGAAAGUGUUAGCUGCAAAGCGAAAAAACCACAUCACGUAAGAAGACUGAGCUUUGGCCAAACGAGUCUAACCUCAAACGUGGUUAACCAAUUUCGGGAUGAUGCAUUGUUAAAUGAUAAAAACCUAACAGAUAUACCAUGUACAAUAAAGCACGAAUUUGUUUUCAUAAAGGAUGAAACUUGCAUCGAUUAUACUUUGCCUAAGAAAGAAACAUCGUAUUGGUCACCCAUUUUGGGUACAUCUGUUACCGUUUCUACGAGACCAUCGCCGAUUUUAGGUGGUAGAAAGCGUAUGAAGCUGGCCAAUGCCAACAGCAAAGAAAAUAUCAGAAAAAAUUUAUUCGAACCUCUGUCCGACACAGUUCCUCUCAAUGCUUCUCCGAUACUGGGAGGGAACUUUCACAAAAGGAACAAAAGAAGAAAGCCACAACGCAAAGUCCUAAAUCAUAUUGAAAAUGUAAAAGUAGAAAGUAACGCAGGAUCUCCUGUAACUUGUUCCAAAGUAUAUAACAAACCAAAGGAAGUUGUAUCUCCUGUUUUGGGUAGCAGUUCUUAUUGUUAUAAGCGCAAGCAAAGGAAACCAAAGAAGGAAAACAAUAAAGUAACAGAUAACUGUGUAAGCUCUAGCGUAAAUACCACUGAUGCUUGUAGCUUGGUCGAUAAAGGUAGUUUGAAGAAAGAAAUCAAGUGGGAAAUGUUAAGCAGCCAGGAGCUAUGUGCACCAAUGAUAAAGUUAGAAAAUUGUUUUGAAGACGAUAACUUAAAUUAUUUACCCUUAUGUAAAGAUUCAAACAUUUCGGAAGACCCUGUAGUAUUGGAUUCAUCGAUGAUUAAAAUAAAAUUAAAUAUCAAGGAUAGUCCAAAGGAUGGGGAAGAUAUCAUGAAAAUUGAAACUGAAUCUAGUUCCGAAGACUAUGAUGACAGAAAAGAUGGUGCAUAUAUAAGCAACGAUUCCGACAAAGAUUCUAGCGUUUGUGAUUAUAUAGAAGACACGGAUACACAACACGUAGGUUCAUUUUGUAAAGUUGCAUCAUUACACUCGCAAACAUUUGAUACAGAUUCAGAUGACACGUUCUAUUCGAAAGCGGAAUUAUGUCUGGGCCUGCUUUCCAAUGUACGAUGCUCUUCUCAGAACAUCUCUCAAACUUUGACGCAAAUUACAGAUACCAAGUCAGCGAGCCAAACUGAAAUUAUGAUUAACACGAAAACAUCACCAUAUGAAAUGCGUACAGAUUCGUCUACAAUGAAAUUAACUAUUUUGGACUCUGGGAAAAAAAGAAGGAAACCAAAAAGGGGUAGUUUGACGGAGAAACUGCAGUCAAUGAUUAAUAGACAAAUAUCGUCUGUACGUAUAUGGAGACAUCGACUAAAACAAGGGAUGAAACAAAAUCUUUCUAUACCAUGCGUUACCGUUUCUGUGCAAACAUGUAUAACGCGUUUUAAUAGGCAAUUUUUGGGGGGAGUCGUGGUCGAGGAUCCAUUUAAUUUGUUAUCGCACGGAGGAAGAAAUAAUUCCGUCAAAUUUAUAAAUAUUAUGACAAUUCCCGAUGUAGUAGGAAUAAAAAUGUCGAUAGCUCAAGAUCGACCAGAACUUUACGAAGAAGUGAAGCUUUACAAGAAUGCUCGAGAAAGAGAAAAGCACGAUAAUCAAGCUGACUUGUAUGCGGUUGUGAACACGUUGCAGCAUUUGGAGAAAGCUUAUAUCAGAGAUUGUGUAACUCCAAAGGAGUAUACGGCUGCUUGUAGCAAAUUAUUGGUGCAAUACAGAGCGGCUUUCAAACAGGUACAAAGCGAUCAAUUUCCUACUAUAGACGCCUUUGCCAGAGCAUUUCGAUUAGAUUGUCCAGCCGCGUUGGAGAGAAUCAAGGAAGACAGACCGAUAACCAUAAAGGAUGACAAAGGAAAUACAUCUAAAUGCAUUGCAGACAUUGUUUCUUUAUUUAUUACGUUAAUGGAUAAAUUGCGAUUGGAAAUCAAAGCGAUGGAUCAAUUACAUCCAGAUUUAAGAGAUUUAGUGGACACAAUGAAUCGGCUGAGCAUAUUACCGAGCGAUUUCGAUGGCAAAGAAAAAGUGGCGGAAUGGUUGCAAACUCUUAGCAAUAUGUCCGCAUCUGACGAGUUGUCCGACACUCAAGUCAGGCAAUUGAUCUUCGACUUGGAAACAUCUUACAAUGCUUUCAACAAAAUUCUUCACAAUUCUUCGUAAUAUCUGUAGCUUAUUUCGCACCGUAUCGAAACAUACGUCUAUAGGAUGCUCGUAUCCUCGAUCGCUGUGCGAUGGUUCUUCUUUGAAUGUUUCGUUUCGCGUCUUUCUUUCAGACCAUCACAAAACUGUGCGCAAAUAUACCUAUUUUCUACGCGAUCUUUUCUUACGAUAAGACAUUUACGCGAUAAUAUAAUGAUAAUCGUAACAUAUAAAACAAUGUACAUAUACAUGCUAUCAAUUGAAAAAAUAUAACUAAUCGUAGGUGCUUGUUAUUACGUUGGA